Messenger RNA from Myripristis murdjan (pinecone soldierfish), 12693 nucleotides. RefSeq names its product trinucleotide repeat containing adaptor 6C2 (gene tnrc6c2). Gene Ontology annotation, biological process: positive regulation of nuclear-transcribed mRNA poly(A) tail shortening; miRNA-mediated post-transcriptional gene silencing. The transcript has 23 exons. Gene Ontology annotation, cellular component: P-body; nucleoplasm. Lineage: Eukaryota; Metazoa; Chordata; Actinopteri; Holocentriformes; Holocentridae. Gene Ontology annotation, molecular function: RNA binding; protein binding. Bases 865 to 6711 code for a protein of 1948 amino acids. The record is from RefSeq and is a predicted model, not a curated record.
GGGAGGAGGAGAGAGUAGACUGCAGUGUUGUUAGUUUGAACAAAAUGGCUGCGAGACCACUGUCGACGAGAGCUCACUGAACGCCUACCAUGACUGUCCGCUCCACCGUCUGGAUUCACUCAGAAUGUAUUUCGCCGGAGUCGUAUCUCAACUUGCAUUUGCGGUAGCCAGCCCGUCGCUAGCCGCCCAGCUGGCGACCUAAACAAAACAAAACAACAACAACAAAAAAACAUUUCUUUUGCACUUUAAAACAAGUUGGCUGGCUGGGUCGUUACGCCGUCGGUUGGUUGGUAAAACGCGAGAAGUCAACGGCGAUUUUAACGAAAGCUGCCGGAUUUCUUGUGUUUGAAAAAAAAAAAAAAAACCUUGUAACGGUCGACGACUAACGCCACCCAGCUAACGUAAUUUUAGCUGCUUUUUAGAGUCAAAUUAUUUCUGUGCGUUUUUUUUUGUUUUGUUGUUAGUGGUGCUUCGUUUCUCCCUCUCUAUUAGGCUAUAUCGUGACGUUUUAACAAACUGUUUCCAAGCGAGUGUUAUUUCUCGGCAUUUUUUUUUUUUUUUUUUGCUCUCAACGUAAAUUACUUACUGUGUGUAUAUAUCUGGCUAAAUAGCCGUUGUUUACCUCGGUAUUUUGUCACCAAGCUGGUCCAGCAGCGGUCGGCUAAUCUGCCAAGUCUGACUCUUAACUGCGACUGAAUUUCUGCUCCAUCUCUUUACGGGUAACUUUCUAGAAAAGACAUCGGAGAAUGCUUUUCUGAAUCUUUUUUUUUCUUCUGCCAUGCACCAACUCUUCACUGAAAGCUGCCAAAGCUGUGGUUAAUGCCGGCUGAGAGAAGCUAGCGACAGAAGAAAGAGAACCAUUUGAUGGAAGAAAAGAAAAAGAAAAAACAAGAAGAAAAGACCAAGAAGGACGCCGCUCAGAAAAAGGCUGCUGAUCAGAAAACCAAAGUGCCAGAGCCUGCUACCACUAAGCCCAGUCCCGGCCCACCCCACCACCACCACCUCCACCCCGCCAGCCCCACUCUGCCCCUCUCCUCCUCUUCCUCCUCCUCUUCCGGCAAUGGCAAGCGCGCCUCCUCCAGUGGCCAGCUCCCGACUCCAGCUCCCCCUCAGCAGCAGCAGUGCCAGUCGUCCUCUGCCAGUGCUCGCUACCCGCCCAGAGAGGUGCCCCCGCGCUUCCGCCAGCAGGAGCACAAGCAGCUACUGAAGAGAGGCCAGCCGCUUCCCGCAGGAGCCCUCAGCGCUCUCACCCGCUCCUCUUCCUCCUCCUCCUCCUCUUCUUCCUCCUCACCCUCGUCCCUCCACUCUUCUUCGUCUUCUUCGACUACCAGCAGCACUACCCCAAACUCUGCCACAUCUACUGCGGGCAAACGCCACUCAGACGUGCCCCUCCAGAGUGGCCCUGUUGCCCAGUAUGAGACCCCUCACUGGGGAGCCUCUUUGCCAAUUGACAGCCCCUCCAGUGCCAGCAGCUGGGACAAAGUGAUCAUUGACGGCAGAGACGUUGAAGCUUGGCCCUCCAUCAGCCGCAGUAGUGACACCAGCCGCCCUGCAGCAACAGAAUGCCCCUUGGGCUCGGCUAACUCCAACCCAGACACCAGCGCUGUCUCUACCACCAGUAGUAGUAGUUUUCUGAGUAUGGCCACAGGGGCCGCAGGCCAGCAGGCCCACUACUCCUCUCUCAAAGCUAACGGUAACAUGAUGACAGGACCUGGGUCAGCCAACACUAUCGCUGGUAAUAGAGGCUGGGGUUCAGAUGGGAAACAGGAUGGUAUGAAUGGCAGCCGCGCAGGAGCGCCCAAUAGUUGGGGCUCUCCAAAUUUUAACUUGAACCUCAAUCCCAAUGCCAACCCAUCAGCCUGGCCUGUUCUCGGCCACGAGGGUGGUGGGGGUGGUGGUAUGGGACCUAACGGGGUGUCCAACUCCUCAUCCCUGCCACCAGGUAUUAAUGGAAAUGGAAACAUGGGAAACGGGAGCCUGGGAGGAGAUAGUGGCAGGGGAGGUUGGGGUGGCAUGAUGAGUCCCAAUGAAAAUGAUCAGCAGCACCCUUCGUCCAACAGCAACUUGUCUUUCAACAUGGAGCCUGCUAAUAUUAACACUGACGGACCAAACCACACUAAGCAGCAACAACAAGCUCAGGAGCCCAUGAGCCCCAUCCAUGGGUUGCCUGGCUGGGGCGGUCAGUCGCCCACCGAGUCAUCCCAGCUUAACGGGGACACAACAGGCAGCUCUGUAUGGGGGAGUGGGGAAACCAAGGCAGCUGACUCUCCCAAAGACUCUGGCUGGGACCCAACUCCCUCUGGAGGUCUUUCUGCCUGGGGACGUCAAGGCAGUGGUGGCGGGAGUACUGGAAGUGGUGGCUGGGGUGACUGGGGAAAAUCCACUGCAGGUGCAGAUGGAUCUAAAGGCUGGGACUCAGCUGACGCUGGCAGCUCUGGUUCAGCCCAAGAGCCACAGCUCAGCUCCUGGGGCCAGCAGCCCGGAACAGCCCCAGCCAGUGAGGGCAGUGGGGACAGCAGCGAGGGGCGAUCUCACCGCAGAGACAGGUCCUCCAGCAUGGAUGUUGCCCCACUGCUACCCCGCCAGGACCUGGACCCCAGGGUGCUGAGUAACUCUGGUUGGGGUCAGACCCCCGUUCGACAGCAUACUGUCUGGGAGAUGGAGGAAGCUAGCUCUGAUGGUGGGAAGAGCGAGAGUGGCUCAGACACCUGGGGAGGAUCCAGCACUAGUGGUGGAACCUCAUCCACCAACGGAGGCACCGUCAAUCCCAACAUUGGACCGAGCCAGAGGCCUGGGUCUGGAGGGAAGAGUGAUGGUGGAGGAGGAUCGUCAUCCUCCGGCUGGGGAGUCCCUCCACCUCAGCCAAUCCAAGCUGGAUCUGGAUGGGGGGAUCCCCCACAGCCACUCAACAAGGCCCCAAAUGGCACCACCAGUGGCUGGGGAGAGCCCAUAUCCACUAAUGGUCCCAAAGGUGGAGCCCCGCCAUCCUGGGGCUCGGAGGACAAGUCACCUAGCUGGGACGAUGGCCUGGCUAAAAGCCAGACUACUAGCUGGGGAGAGGGGCCCAAGAGCUCCCAUGGCUGGGGCAACAGCAGCGGGGGCUCCAACGGCUCCAGUGCAGGAGACUGGGGCGAGGCAGAAGUCAAGAAGAACAGCACUGCCAGCAGCAUGUGGGAAGGAGAGGGAGGGCAUGGAGGAGGAGGUGGUGGAUGGAAGGAAAGCCCCAGAGGCGGAAACGGAGGAGGAGGAGGAGGCUGGGGGAAACCUGCCCCUGCUGUGAGUGGUAGCGGUUGGGGAGAGACCCCACGUGCCAAUGGCCCAGCGCAGGGAGGCUGGGGCUCCUCCAAGGCCCAGGAAAGCAGCAGCAGCAGCUCUGGUAGUGGAGGAGGUGGCAGUAUUGGGUCCUGGGGUGGUCCUGGUUCUGUGAAGCAAAACACCUCUGGUUGGGGCCAUGUCAACAAACAGGACCAGGGCAUGGAGCCCACAGGCUGGGAGGAGCCCUCCCCUCCCUCAAUCCGCAGAAAGAUGGAGAUUGACGACGGAACGUCCACUUGGGGCGAUCCCAGCACCUACAAUAAGACUGUCAACAUGUGGGACCGCAAUAAUCCCAACAGUAACCCGAGCAACAGCGGCCCACCACCCAGUAAGAAUGGUGGAAUGUUGAUACCCAACAACAACAACAACAAUCACUCUGUGGGCCCCGGCAACAACAAUCACCAUCAUACCCACCACAUGCACCACCAUCCGCAUCACGGCCAGCCCCCAACUCACCCACAACACCAUGGCAACAACAAUGGGUCACCCAACACUGCUGCUCCACACCAGGGUGGGGGCCCCCAGGGUAGACCUCCCAUUGCCAACCCAGGCUGGGGAGAGCUUCCCAGUGUUCAGCCCAAAUCGGAGCCUGCCUGGGGAGAGCCAGCAGCUCCAUCAUCUGCUGUGGACAAUGGCACCUCUGCCUGGGGCAAGCCUCCAGGGGGCGUAGGGGGAUGGGGAGAUGGGGGCCAUGAGCCCUCUGGACCCUACGGUAGGGCCAAUGGUCCCUCAGGCUCUGCACCUUGCAAGCCAGGCCCCAAACCUAUGCAAGAUGGCUGGGGAGGCGGAGGGGAGGACAUGGGUAUGUCAACCAGCCAAUGGGACACUGAGGAUGGGGACAUGUGGAAUAGCCCCACUUCCCAGGAGAGCAGCUCUUCUUGCAACUCCUGGGGCAAUGGACCCAAGAAGGGCCCAAACAAGGGGAAGAUGGGCAACAAGCCAGAUGAGGCCUGGAUCAUGAACCGUCUCAUCAAACAGCUCACUGACAUGGGCUUCCCGAGAGAUCCUGCUGAGGAGGCUUUGAAGAGCAACAACAUGAACCUGGACCAGGCCAUGAGCGCCCUGUUGGAGAAGAAGACAGAGCUGGACAAGCGGGGCAUGGGCAUGUCGGACUACAGCAAUGGCAUGAACAAACCCCUGGUGUGUCGGCCCUCCACCCUCUCCAAAGACCCCACCGAUCGCAACGCAUUCCUUGACAAGGUCCAGGAUGGCGUUCUGUCGGAUGAUGCCCCCCCAUCACCAUUUCUGCCUUCCCCCAGCCUGAAGCUCCCCCUGGCCAACAGCAGCCUUCCUGGGCAGGGUCUGGGACAGGGCAACCCGGGGCUGGCCAUGCAAAACUUGAACAACAGACAGAUGCCCAGUGGAAUGUUUGGCAGUAGCGGAGCAGCACAAACCCGGGCCAUGCAGCAGCAGCCUCCUCAGCCACCAGUGCCACCUCUCAGCUCCUCCCAGCCUAGUCUACGUGCUCAAGUGCCUCAGUUUCUGUCCCCUCAGGUCCAAGCACAGCUCUUGCAGUUUGCAGCAAAAAACAUUGGUCUGAACCCUGCACUUUUAACCUCACCAAUAAAUCCUCAACAAAUGACCCUGUUGUACCAACUUCAGCAACUGCAAAUGGCGUACCAGCGUUUACAAAUCCAGCAGCAGAUGAUGCAGGCGCAGCGCAAUGUUUCCGGCCCCAUUAGACAACAAGAGCAGCAAGUUGCACGUACAAUCACCAACAUGCAGCAGCAGAUCCAGCAGCACCAGCGUCAGCUGUACCAGGCGCUGCUGAUGAAGCAGCAGCAACCGCCCUCUCACUCCUCCUCCUCCUCGUCUUCUUCCUCCUCCUCCACUGGCCUGCAUCCCCCUGGUGGCCCCGCUGGAGGCCCUGGCCCCGGAAAAUCAGCCCUGGACCCUUUCACAGGCCCCCACCAGGCCCCGGGCCUUGCUGACACACUGCACACCAAAGAGCCGCCGUCUUCGCCCAACGCCUACAGCACCUACCCUCUCUCUGGACUGAAUCCAAACAUGAAUGUAAACUGCAUGGAGGUUGGGGGCCUGUCUCUGAAGGAGCCACCCCAGCCCCAGUCCCGUCUAUCCCAGUGGACUCACCCCAACUCCAUGGACAACCUCUCUGGCAACUCCACGCACAUGGAGAACAACCUCAAUAAGCAUGGUGCCAUAUCUGCUGCCUCUACCCUGGGCCCCCCUGGGAAGCCACCCCAGCUGGAGGACUCGUACAGCCCCUACAAUCUGAUUUCCAGCUCUGAGUCCCCCACCAGCCCCCUGGUGCCCCCGGACAGCUGGGGCCAGGGCAAGAGUCCCAACGAGAAGAUCUCCAAUGGGACAAACAUCAACUGGCCCCCAGAGUUCUGCCCAGGUGUGCCAUGGAAGGGCCUUCAGAACAUCGACCCUGAAAACGACCCCAACAUGACCCCUGGCAGCGUUCCCAGCGGGCCCACCAUCAACACCAACAUCCACGACGUCAACCGAUACCUGCUGCGGGACCGGAGUGGAGCCUCUUCCCCAGCUCCACCACUUCAGAAUGGCUCUCUGCCUCCCACCAGCAGUGACUGGCCAGUCAGUGGCUACUCUAGCUCUUUCAGUCUGUCCUCCUCUGACGGAGACAGCUCAGGUAAACUGUCUGACAUGAAGUCCACCUGGUCCCCGGGUCCCAUCUCCCACAGCCAGGCUUCUCUGUCCCAUGAGCUGUGGAAGGUCCCCCAGGGGCCCCGCAGCACCACAGCCCCGUCCCGGCCGCCACCAGGCCUCACUAACACCAAGCCCUCCUCCACCUGGGGAGGUAACUCACUGGGCCUGGCUCAAGGCUGGAGCAGCUCCUACUCCUCAGAGGGCACCACAUGGAGUACAGACAGCUCCAACAGGACCAGCAGCUGGCUGGUGCUGAGGAAUCUCACUCCACAAAUUGAUGGGUCGACUCUGCGGACCCUGUGCAUGCAGCACGGCCCCCUAAUCACAUUCCACCUCAACCUGACCCAGGGCAAUGCUGUGGUGCGCUACAGCUCCAAGGAUGAGGCCGCCAAGGCCCAGAAGUCCCUUCACAUGUGUGUGCUUGGGAACACCACCAUCCUGGCGGAGUUUGCUGGCGAGGAGGAGGUGAACCGCUUCUUUGCACAAGGCCAGUCACUAGGGGCAACCACCACUAGCUGGCAGGCCAACCCGGGAACCAAUCAAAACCGGAUGGGCGGGGCAACGCAGUCCCACCCAAUUGGCCAGUGGAGCAGCGGUGGCGGAGGAGGAUCCAAGGCCAGCGGAGGCGACCUGCUGUGGGGUGGUGUGCCCCAAUAUUCCAGUCUCUGGGGACCCCCAAGCGGAGAGGAUGCCCGUGUGAUUGGGAGCCCCACCCCCAUUAACACCCUGCUGCCUGGAGAUCUGCUGAGUGGGGAGUCCAUGUAGGAUGAUGCCACGACACACUAACCAACCAACCAACCACCACCAUGUCUCAUGAGCCAUUGGGGGUGGCAGGUGAUUUAAAAAAAAAAAAAAAAAAAAAAAUUCAAUAUGAACAGGAGCAAAACCCAAGCAAAUCAUGUGGCGAUAAUCAGUAUCAAUUUGAACUGUUUUGAACUGUGAAUUGUGAAUCAGAGGGCUAGGGUCCCCACCAUACAAGACUGUAGACUCCAGUUCUUCUGUUUUACCUUGCUUUUUUUCUGUUGUUGUUUGGUUUACCGUUAUUGAAAAAAGAAAAAGAUUUUCUUUUGGUAUUCUUGAAAUGCAUCAUAUAAAAACUAAUGAAACUGAAAUGAGACACAACACAAAGAUACCUUUUUAAGUGUUUUUAGGUUUUCCAUAAAUAUACAUGACAUUCUGUGUGAAGUGUUUUUAGGAGAAGCAAUCAAAGCUGCCAUCUGAAACUUUCCUUUUUCCUCAAUAAAAGGAAAAAAAAAAUCCUCCCAAAAUAAGACUUAAAAUGACCAUUCCCAGCAUGUCCAUGGCCAAUGAUGUGGUUCAAAGACCUUUACUAGUUAUGUUCACAUUUGUUUCUCAGCACUAAUAUUAGCCUUAAGUGCUUUCUGGCCCAGGUCCUUCCCAAGCCGCCUAUUUUUCAUUUGUUUUGUAACUGAAAAAAUAGCUGAAUACUUGCACAGUUCCACCUCUGAGCCAGCAAGUGGUACAGGACACGAUUAGUGACCAACCUUGUCACUGGGCAGUAAGAAGGCCUGGCCACGUUGCCUGGCCCUACCAAUCAUCAGCUUAACUAUUUUGAGUUCUCAAAGGGAUUGACAGCUAUUUUUUUGCAUUCGUUUUUGUAAGAUUGUAGGUAGAUCCAAGCGCAUCUUUGAUAUCUAUAGCAACAUAUGAGCUGAGAGAAGAUUAUUUGUCGACCUAGCUGAGUGUCUCUAUUUGUGUACGUCUGGUGGCACCUAAUCAUUGACGUCUGCGAGCCCAGAUCCUUUUGCUCAGAAGAACGUCUUCAACUUAGAAACCAGUCACCUCCAGGUGCUUUGUUUGUCUGUUGUCCGCUCCGUUAUGAAGCCUAACAAUUGUGUAUGGUCAACCAGUUUCUGAAGACAAUAAGAACACAAUUUCACCUUGAUGUGACAGUUACAUUGUGCAAUAUACACCACAGACUCCGCUUCCGUCCAUACUCAAAGUCCACUGGAGCUGGUUUCGUGUUUUGUUGUUGGUUUUUUUUUCCUUUACAUUUUUUGAGUUGUUGCUGUCGUUGAAUGCAGCAAAGGACUUUGGAACUACAAAAAAACCUUACCCCUUUUCAAAACUUUGAUUCCCACCAGGCCCCCAGUCCCCUGAAACUGUUGGGCAAACUCUGCAAAGAGGAAGAAACAGCUGUUGAACUGUGCAUUGAAGACUGAAACUACUUGUAUACAACUGGGUACACAAAAUGCACACUUCCUCUCUGCGUGCCACAGCCACACCCAACAGAGACUGAAUGCACAGUGGGAUUGGAUGGUUCUGGGUAUCUGGCACAAUACCAAAUAAGAGGGGUUUCUCCUAAUGCAGUAGAUCUACGAGUGUUCCUUGCAUUUGGUACUGUACAAACAGAAGAGACUAAGACUUUUAUAAAUUCAAAGGGUUUUAUCAUAGCACUUAUGAAGAGUAAAUCGCUUCAACUGCAAUCCAAUAAAUCAAAAAAGGAGCAACAAAAACAGAACAAAAAAAUACAAAAAAAAAAAAAACCUCCUGCUCUUUUAUGUACUGUAUCUAAUCCUUGGAAAUGUGUCUGGCGUUGUUCCUCUGGUAGCAGGAUGAAGGGAAACAAAACUGAAAUGUACUAUUGGACUUCGGGGGAAAACUGCAGUCGAUGAUUUUUUUGUUUUCUUCUUUGAACAAUAUCAAAGUGAAUAUCACUGUUACUCCAAAUGUUUAGCCUUGUUCUGUUUGGAGGCGCUAGACUUGCAACGUUACCUGUCUCUGACGCCCACCGGCCAGUCGGUCAGUCGGCUGGUGGGUCGGUCAGAGUGGAACGGGGAGGGGGAGGGUCCACUGAGUGCCUCUCUGCUGUGGUCCUCUGGGUGUCGGCCGGUUGGUUCGCUCGGUCAGACGGCGGCCCCGCAACACAGCACUUCCUCCUGGGCUGGCACCAAGCCCCACUGGACCCUCCCUCAGUCUGGCAAGAAGCGGCUCCUCCAAGACUGGCCAAUCACGGCACUCAGCCACAUAUGGGUUUCUCCGACCGAGCCUGCCAGCACUCGACCCUCUUGUCAACUUGCCCUCUCUCCCAUCUCUCAGUUCUUUGACACAAAGAUCACUUUAGCUGGAAGAUGAAACAGUCAUAUUUCUGGAAUAUUUGCCAGUGUUCUCUUUAUUUUUAUUAUAAUUUUUUUUUUUUUUUUGGAAGUUAUCGUUUGAGUUUCUCUUUUACAAUGUAUUAUUUUGUUAUUUUUGUGUACAUGCAGUGGUCUACAAAAAACUGGCUGCUGAACUAGCCCUUCACUGUUCAUAUGCAGAAACACUUUGGUCAGAGGUGCCUCUGUAUGCUCAUCCUGUGUAUUGAAUGCAAAACGAGGAUCAAUACUACAGACCGUUGUUGAUUGUCUAUUCGUUUUUAACUGAUUAUUGCUUUGUGUUGGACAGUAUUCUGUAGUACUUCCAGGUAGUGUCUUGAGACGUGUAAAAAUAGGGUGUCUCAGACAGGGGUGUGAGUGUUUGUCGCUCCCAAGCUGCUCCGCCUGGCCGCAGGCUGUCCCCCCUGCCCUCCGCCUAGCUGCUACGCUAUAACCUCCCACUCCUCUCCUACACCUCGACUUGACCCAGUAGCCCUCCCCUGACCAGUCACCAACAGGCCCUCGGCUCUGUUUCUAUGCAAAAGACUAGAGACUGGGGCCCUUUACAGCACACCAAUCCUGACCAGGGAAUGAGCACUCCUCCCAGAGAUAGACAGACCUCUAAACUCGUCCAUGUGCGCUCCUGUCAGCACGAAAAAAUGGCCACUGUUUCCACAAAGUCAGGCUAAACCACCACAACACUGUCACAUAUUCCAAGCACUCCAUUGGAGGUAGGCCUUUCUCUCUGCGCUGAAGACACUUUUGUCCAGCUUGAUCUCAGGGUAGGGGAGUUGAUGAUACAAAAUCCUAGAUGCAGCUCUCCAUUUCUGUCCUUUCUACUGUGAGAGCGAAGUCUUAAAUUUAAAGGCCAUCUGUGCAACAAUGUGUGCAGACUUCAUGCCUCGAAAUGUAAUCCUAAUUAGCAGGGAAAGGGUUGGUAAUGAUUCCCUUUCUCCAAAGGUGGCCUCCUUGUAAAGUUACUGUUAAGGGCCCAUUUUCACAUGUAAAAGAUGCCAACUUAAUGUGCCAAUAUAAAUUUGCUGUAUCAUAAUAUAUCUUUACAGAGAGCACUUCUUUUCCUGGUGUGGAGGAUCUUUGAUAACUUUUGCAGAGGAUGCAGCGGGGAACAGGAGGGAUCAAACAAUUGGGCGGCAGCACCACACCCUAAAUGACUGAGAUUCUUUUUUUUUUCUUUUUUUUUUUCCUUUUUUUUUUUUUUUUGGAUUUUGUGGGGAAUACCCCAUGUUAAGGAGAAACUCUUUACUCAGUUGGGGGUUCCAGAAUGCUACGGUGCACAGUUGAUGGGUAAUCCCGGGUACAUAUUUUUUUAAAACCAAAAAUGAAAUCGCAUUUUAACAUCAUUUUUAUGAAGUUUGACAUAAAAAUCUUAAAAAUGAUAAAAAACCUAAAUGGAAAAAAAAAGAUCUAUAAUAUGUUAAAGCUCUGCACUUCUAGCUGAAACGUCUCUGGUCAUCAGCCUCUACUUCCACCAUCUGAGGGAGUAGACUGGUGGCCGGGGUGCCUUUUUGUGGAUGCUGUAUUUAUCUUUUUUUAUGUUUGUGUCCUGCUCAAAGCGGGCCCACUGAACUGUACAUUUCCACAGACCCAGAUGGCUUGGGCCCACUGUAUCAAACCCCGCUCUUGUCAAACUGCAGCAGCAGGACCAAGGGGAGGGUACAUUUCAAAAAGGUACAAAGUCUUAAGAAAAAAAAAAAAAAAAAAAAAAAAUUAAAUUAAAAAAAAAAAAUCAAGAAAACGGGAAAAGGCUACCUUUCAGGACUUGCAGUCCUGCAGCACACAAGCAAAAAUCACUAUUGCCUGUUUCUGUAACUGCCUUGAUCCAAGCUCAGACAGACCCAAUAGCCGAGGACCUCCCAGCGUCCUGUACUAACUGGAGAACCCUGACAGUGAAGGGGGUUUCCCAUGCUGCACCAGCAUCGAGAGGCUCUCCUCUCUAUAGCUCUGUUCUAGACAACAGUAUAUAUGUAUACACUAAAUAUGCGUGUGUGUGCGCGCGUGCACGUGUGUGUAUGUGUAUGUAUGUAUAUAUAUACAUACACACACAUGCACGCACACAUACACACAUAUACUGUCAGUAUGGUGUGUGGUAGCACAUCUUCAGACUUCUUGGAUCUUAACCUCUGAAAUUUUUCAUUUUCCUUUAAAAGGUCUUGGUUUCAUACAACUGAAAAUGAGCAAUAUGUAUUUCCCCCGCAAAUAAGUGAUAACGAAGGAAAGAAUUCGGGUAGGGUUUAAACUGAUACUUGAUUGACUGAAAGCUAAGUCUUUCUUACAUGGAGUUGGAUAUGCACGUUAUGGUUUUGAUGACAUAGUACAGUACCUUGAAGUGUUUGUACUGUAUGUGUAUUUGUUAAUUCGCUUGUCUAAAAGCCCAACCUGAAAUCACCUGGUUUAAUGCAUACUUUACCCAGUUGAGAAAAAUCACAAACAUAUCAAAACAAAACAAAAUAUUGAAUAGAAUACUUGAAUCAAGGAGCGCCAAUAACGUAAUGUGAAGUCUUUAGUAAUUUUUUUUUUUUUCCUCCAUCUGACAAGUACACUUCUGGGCUUUUAGAGAACAUGAGUUCAAAAUAUAUUGCAUUAAGUAACGAAUACAAAAUAUUCCAAAAAAAGAAAAAAAAAAUGCAAAAGUCAUCUUAGUUGUGUGCUUGAAAGUCAGAUGUAUGUAUGAAUGUGUGCGCAAGCAACUGUGUGUGUACAGGGCACAUGGCCUGCUGUUAUGUUCCACUCAGUAUGUUGUACUUUUUUUCUCUCUGUUAUUUUCUUGUCAAAACUAUAUUCUGAUAGACAUUAUCUUCUAACGUUGCACUGAGUGUCUUCUACCCCUCACUCAGCUAAUCGUAGAUAAACGAAACUAAGUACUGAGGGGAGAUGGUGACAAUUCAUGUGUAAAUGUUUACUCAAGGACUUAAUGGAUUUGUUUUUUUUUUUUGUUUUGUUUUGUUUUUUUCCCAUUUUAUCUGUAAAAAGUUUAUCUACCUUAUAGUGGCUUUUAUUGUGGAAUAAUCCAAUACAAGGAUUAUCAUUGAGUAUUGCACCAUUUUGUUCCAAUUAUACAAAAAGGAAAAAAAAAAUUUAAAAAGAAAAAUGUACAAAAAAAAAAAAAAAAAAACUGUGGCCAUAGAUAGCUGUAGAAGGACUAGUAAUCCCUAUGUUAACUUCAUGGAGAAAUGGAAAGGGAUAGAGUGGGGAGGUGAGUUUGUUACAAGACUCAUUUCAGAGGUGCCUAUCUUUUCUCUUCUUAUUUUGCAAAAGCCACCUGUCGUUUACAAGCAUUUCAUUUGUCUGAAGUUCAAGGAAAUAGGAAAAAAGGACAAAUUCCAUCUUGCAUCAAAUGAAUAUGGACAUGAAAAUCUUGCAAAAUGAAGAUUUAUGCUACUUUCAGAACUCUGGGAUUGAUCAGUGUUGUGUCGUAUUUCAAUUUUAAUUUCUCUGUUAAUGUUGACAGUCUAUCUGUAUUGAUUUGUGACUUUUUUUUUUUUUUUCCUUUAAACGACGCAAUUUGCUCACUAUCUUGCACACUCAUAAAAGACAUGGAUCUUGUCUCAGGAAGGCCAGGGUUCCAGAAUACCAACUCUGUCAUUUCUAAGUUUAAUGUUUGUGUGAAAAAAAAAAAAAAAAAAAAAAAAAA